This is a messenger RNA of Engraulis encrasicolus (European anchovy), 1857 nucleotides long. RefSeq names its product E3 ubiquitin-protein ligase TRIM47-like. Lineage: Eukaryota; Metazoa; Chordata; Actinopteri; Clupeiformes; Engraulidae. The transcript has 6 exons. Bases 207 to 1469 code for a protein of 420 amino acids. Gene Ontology annotation, molecular function: zinc ion binding. The record is from RefSeq and is a predicted model, not a curated record.
CAGUAGAGAUCUGCAUUCUACAGUAAAUGUAGCAGCCACCAGGUGGUAGCAUUGUUCCAUAUAACACUGGAUGGAGCAACAACUUCCUUGUUGAGUGCACUGAAUACGGGAGAAACGAAACUAAAACCUAACUUUUGGCUUGACCGCAGUUCUGUCUUCAUCAGAGUAAUCAGCCAGACACAUUUUAAAUAGAGCGAUCAAGAAACAUGGCAGAAGCUAUGUCUACAAAUCAGGACCUUUUCACGUGUCCUAUUUGCUUGGAUGUCCUGAAGGAUCCAGCGACUCUUCCAUGUGGCCAUAACUAUUGCCUGGAAUGCAUUAAGGGCUGCUUGAACCAAGAAGACACGAAGGGAGUUUACAGCUGUCCACAGUGCAGACAGACAUUCUCUCCCAGACCCGUCUUAAACAAAAACCAUGUUUUUGCUCAGCUAGUGGACCACUUCAAGAGGACUAGGAUCCAGACUGCUGUAUCAGCUCAAUGCUAUGCUGAACAAGGUGAUGUAGGGUGUGAUGUGUGCGCUGGGAGAAAACUCAAAGCUGUGAAGUCGUGUCUGGACUGUCUGUUGUCUUACUGUGAUGCUCACUUCAAGGUCCAUAAUGACCUGCACCCUGGACGCCAGCACAAGGUGGUCGAUGCCACAGCUGACCUACAAGACAGAAUCUGCAGCCAACAUGAAAAACCACUGGAGAUAUUUUGUCGCACAGACCAAAGUUGUGUCUGUUUUCUCUGUAUGGUGGAUGAACAUAAAGGCCAUGACACAAUUUCAGCUUCUGCUGGGAGGAAGGAGAAACAGACUGAUUUGGGAGAGACUCAGAGGAGAAUCCAGCUGAGAAUCCAGGAGAGAGAGAUGAAGUUGCUGGAUCUGAGGAAGGCGGUGAAGAGUCUCAAGAACUCUGCGCAGUCAACAGUGGAGGAGAGUGAAAGGAUGUUUACUGAGAUGAUCCACUCCAUUCAAAAAAGGUGCUCUGAGGUGACAAAGUUGAUCAGAGCUCAGGAGGAGGCUGAGGUGAGUCGAGCUGAAGGACUCCUGAAGCAGCUGGAGCAGGAGAUUGCUGAUCUGAAGAGGAAAGACGCUGAGCUGGGGCAGCUUGCACACACAGAGGACCACAUCCAUUUCCUCAAGACCUUUCUGUCCAUCAGUGCCGCAUCUAAAUCUGAAGACCUACCCAGUGUCCAUGUGAGUGAAAGAGUCUCUUUUGACGCUGUGGCGAAGUCUGUGUCCACACUAAAGAAACAGCUGGAGGAUAUGUGCAAGCAGAAUGUCAUCAAGAUAUCAGCAUCAGUGACCCAAGUCAAGGUAGGCUUUACAGAACCCACAAACCGAGAGGAUUUGUUAAAAUAUUCUUGUGACUUCACACUGGAUGCAGACACAGCACAUUGUGACAUCUAUCUGUCUGAGGGGAACAAGAGUGCGAGCUACAGAAAACCAGUGCACCUUUCAUUUUACCAUCCAGAUCGAUUUGAUUAGUGGAAUCAAGUACUAUGUAAAGAAGGUGUGUCUGGACGCUGCUAUUGGGAGGUUGAGUUGGGUGGAAAAGGGUCUGUCUCUGUAGCAGUCUCAUAUAAAAGCAUCAGCAGGAAAGGAGGAGAUAUUGAUAGUGGGUUUGGAUAUAAUGGCAAGUCCUGGAGCCUACAGCUUUAUUCACACACAUUAAAGCACAAUAAUGAAGAUACUCAACUACCUCAAGUAGCAAUCAGCUCCAGAAUUGGCGUGUAUGUGGACCACAGGGCAGGAACUCUGGCCUUCUACAACAUCUCUGGCACAACAUUGACCCUCUUGCACAGAGUUCAGACCACUUUCACAGAAAAGAUCUACCCUGGGUUUUACAUAUCUGAGGGAUCAUCUGUGAAGCUGU